CUAACCUUGGCAUUUGCUAUGUACAAACGUGUGCAACCUCUAAACCUUUCCCUUUACAUUUAAUCUCAUUGACAUUAUCUCUACCAACAUUAUGAACAAGCAAUGUGCGCGUCAGUUAAAUACAGCAGAUACCUAAGAACAGGCUCACUUAAGAACCCCGCAUGGCAAGCAGCGAUGCACCUACUUCCUGCAGCUACCAUAUCGCAUUGCUCUGCCUCUGAUGAUACUUUCCGGGCUCUUCCAUUAGCUCUUCCCCUAGUCCAUCCUUCUCGUCAGUUUUGAAGGUUAUGCUUUCGAUAAUCAGACAAGCGUCUGGAUCAGAACGGAUACCACCGGACAGUUCUGGUUUGGAUGCUCCCCACUCGGCGUGACACUUUCAAUGUCGGUAGCAUUUUCAAUAAUACUUGUUCUCUUUACUAUUGCCAUGAUACGCUUCCAGACUGCUGCACCUGUUAUGGCAAGCUAUAGUGCGGCUAUUUCUAUAGCUUGCCAUACUCCAUCAGGGCAAAAGCACAAUUCUUUGAUCUCUGGACUGCAAUGGGAAGUCAUAGGUUACUGUAUAUAUGGUUUUGGGCACUCCAAAUUCUCUAAAGGGCUUGUAAUUCAACCACAACAUGGGAUACCCUACGGUGGAAGGACCUUGGCUAGGUUAUAAUCAAUCCGAUAUCAUACGU
Bipolaris sorokiniana ND90Pr is the source of this 674-nucleotide messenger RNA. RefSeq lists its product as uncharacterized. Lineage: Eukaryota; Fungi; Ascomycota; Dothideomycetes; Pleosporales; Pleosporaceae. The coding region runs from base 380 to 655 and encodes 91 amino acids. The record is from RefSeq and is a predicted model, not a curated record. The transcript is spliced from 2 exons.